Molecule: messenger RNA, 5961 nt
Organism: Apiotrichum porosum
Lineage: Eukaryota; Fungi; Basidiomycota; Tremellomycetes; Trichosporonales; Trichosporonaceae
Exons: 2
Coding region: 1-5961 (1986 amino acids)
Source: RefSeq, a predicted model, not a curated record
AUGUCUCCAACCACCCGGCGCGCAGCGUCCUCUCACACACCCCAACCCAACCUCUUUACCACUCCCAUUGCGUCGUCCUCCAAGCACGCCUACACCACCCAGCACACACCUCAGAGCACACCAAUCGCCCCCCUCCGCGCGUCAAAGGUCAUUGCCGCGUCUGGCCCUGGCCCACGGUUGUCGUCUGGCGCAUCGUCGUCGCUCCCCCCCAGCACACACGCCAACGCUGUUGCAAGCUCCAGUCGCAUCCGUGUUCGUGUCUCAUUCUCUCCCCAGCUGGCACACACAAAACUCUUCCACUCCAACGACCCCCUCGUUCCUUCAUCUAGCAGCUCCAACCCAAACGACGCCCCAUCUUCCGACUCGCCCUGCCACGACCUGCGUUGCGCCAGCCCGUCGCUGCGUAGUAUCCUGAAGGCCAAGGCGUAUCCCAUCCGACUGGCAAAGUCGGUCAACGAGGGCACGUGGAAUAACCGCGAGCCUGCACGCCUCAUCGUCACCGGUAGCAAACCGAGGAAUACACGGGGUACCAUGGUCCUGGCAGAGCUGUGCGAUGGGGCCGAAGACGGCGUCAUGGGCAAACCAACAUCCGACGACAUUGAGCCUCCCUCCGACGACUCGAACACUGGCGAGGGUGACGCUCCCGGGUCCGACGCCAGCGACGGGUCCGAGGAGGAGGAAGAGGUCGAGUGCUUGCAUCCCACAUCGCUCGUCGACGUCAUCUUGGAAGGUGCCGGCGACCUGUUGACGCUCGAGGAAGCGUACACAUCGUUGACCCUUCGCCUCCGCGAAUCAAUGUACGAGAUGGGACCCGCGACACUGUCAGCCCACGCGUCGUUUGACCAGGUGUAUCGACCCAUCCUCGACGAGGCCCCGGCCAUUGUCCGCGCCAUGCAGCGCGAUCUCCACCGUCUCAUGGGCCGCGUCCCAAACACCGAGACUGACCAGUCGUCGUCUCCCUUCCGUGGCCUGGUUGCCUCGAGCCCUUCCCAGUACCCUCCAUCGCCUGUAAAGUCGCCCAGGAAGGGCUACACUGCCGCCGAGGUCAUGUACCGUCGCGAGGCGGCGGGUGUGGGCUGCUCAGUCCUCCGCUUCCUCGCGUGCAUCCUCAACUCGCCCCGCAUGUUUGUUUGCUUCACCGAGGCCGACCUCCUCGCGCUCCUAGACCAGGUUCUCGUCAUCUUCCGUUCGCCCAGCCUCCCUACCCCUUCGCCAAAGCGUACCUACACCCUCGCCAUGAUUGUGCUGUCGCAGCUCAACCUUCCUGCUGCCUGGGUGCGCCCGAUGGAGAAGAAGGUGGUCGCAUCGGUCGAGCUUGCCCUCAACUCUGUUGGCUUGGGCCAAAAUGCCAUCAAGGAUCCCUCGCCUAUUCGCAAGGAGGCAUUCAAUGCCAUGGCCAACCUGCUCGCCGCGUACCCCGAUGUCUUCUUCUCGUCAUACCAGAGCCUGCUGCCCAUCUGUCUGCGCAGCUUGGCCCACAACAACCCUACCGUCCGUCGGUCGGCAUCGGCUGCGGCCGCGGCAUUUGUCUCGUCCAAGCUUCGUCUCCUUGAGAAUGCCGACUUGAAUCGCGCCGACACGUCCGAGUGGACCAAGACGCGUGCCAUGGUCGCCAAGAGCGAGACCUUUGUCUCCAAUUUCCUCAAGGCGCCGCUCAAGGUCGCUGGCAAGCUGGUCUAUGACAGCAACGGCGACAAGAAGACCGAGUGGAGCCCUCUCCAGAACAUGUUCCGACAGACUGUUGGGAGUGCAGACGAAGUCGCAUGGGCAUGCUCGACCUGGGCUAUGCUCGUGAGCUUGAUGGGCCACGCAUACAACACAUCGUCGCAGGUGCAAGAAAUCGACCACAUCAUGGACCGCUCGCUGCAACCCUCCACCAACUCUGUCCGCCCAACCCUUGCUUCCGCCGCAUGGCAGCAUGCCAUAUAUGCCUACCUCCAGGCCGGCAGCUCAGUCACUGUCACGGACGACGCCCGCAUUGUGCGGUCAUACAAUGCGUUCGCCGCGUCGUCCCAGCAGGACGUUGCCUCGCGUCUCAAGGCCAUUCUCCUCCCUGCCAACCUCGCGCUCAAGCAGGCCAAUGACUCCAUCAACUUUACCCGCUCCCUUGUGGCUCAUGCCGAGUUUAACGGCGAACAGCGCUGGAGCUGGCAGCGUGGCGAGAAGAACAAAAGGCUCGCUUGGAUGGUCACUUGCGGCAUGUCUGCGCCUGCCAUGGUGUACGCAUACACUGUCGUCGCUCUCUCGCACGAAGACGUCCCUGCGCGCGAGGUGUCGCGGGUAUCGGGGUUGCCCAGCUCGGACGGCAUGGUCAACGACCAGAGCCCCGAGGAGCGCAGCAUGCCCCGUCUCGACAGGACUUUCGAGUUGAUCCUCAACCCCUUGCUCAAGCAGUUCUUCAGCAUCAACGGCGUCGACCUUCUCAAAAACCAGGGCUGGCAGAUUCUGGAGGCCAUCACCGCUCCCGCCCCUGCCACCGGCUUGUCGGUUCCCCCGCUCGAGCGUCUGCUGUUCAAGCGUUACCUGAGUGGCGAAGUGUUGGGCCUCGACAAGGUCACACCAGAGGUCAUUCGCAUGUUCGAGGCCGACCAGAUCAAGGCCUCUGAGAUUCCAGCCUGGGGCAAGGCCUGGGUUUCCAUGCGUCUCGGCAAGCUCCUGUCUCUCUUCCAGGAUGCGUUUGACGGUAUCCGCGGUAUCAGCGACCUCGCUGCAGUGGAGUGGGUCACCAACGCCGACGGUCUGGUUAUCCUCCCAGCCACCCUCUCGCGCGUGUGGGCCAACCUUCUCCGCGCGCUCGCCGCCAUCAACACCCCCGACUCGCCCAACCCGCUCUUCCCCUUUGCACUCAAGUUCAUUACCCAGCAUAUUCUCAACAUCUUUACACGCGACCCCGCGUCGUUUGUGCCCGUGUGCCUCCUCAAUUCGAGCGGCAAGUCGACGCUCAACUCGGACGCGGUCCGCCUCGGUGUCACGCUUCACCUAUACAACACUGCCACCGAGGUCCUCGGCGAGGGAGUGUUUAGCACCACCCGCAUCGACGUCCAGGUUCGCCCCGGCGAGGUGCAGCCGGCCUUUAUCGACAAGGCAUUCGGCAACCCCACGCCUGCCGGAUGUAUCCUUGGCCAGGUCCUGCGCUCCAAGCUCUUCACCUCGCCCAUGGAGCCCAAGGUCCGUUCUCUCUUCCAGUCGCUCAUUGGCACUCUGCUCGCAGACGGCUCGGCGCGCGAGGUCGGCACCCGUCUCCUUGGCGAAGUCACCAACGGCAUGCCAUGGAUCUUUGAGGCCACCGAGGAGAUGCACCUUGACGUGUGGCGCCUCGUGGCCCUCAAGUGGGCAGAUGUCAUCGACCUCCAGCCAUCGGACACAGUCUCGCAAACCAACCACACUGGGUCGCUCCUCGUCUCGCUCCUCUCGUGCCCCUUCCGUUCACGCGACGCCGCUUCGGUCUGGUACUCGGCUGCCCCUGUCGAGGCCCUCGAGGCGUGGGACGCACUGCUAAAGGUCACCGUCCUCCGUUUCCGUGCCAGGCGCGCAGGAUCCAACUUGGGGGUGCUGGAGACUCUCUCGGCCCACCUUGGCGACUUUAUCCGCGUCGACAACGACGACGAGGACAGCGAGGCGACCCGCAAGAGGCGUGCGAGCGCUACUGCUCUCCACUGCCUGGCUGCGGGUACCAGCUGGAUCACACUGGUCCCUACCGAGCACUACCACGCCUCGCACUUUUCCAUCAACGAAAACUAUGUCCCCUCCGACUUCUUCGCCCUUGUCGACCAAGCCCUGUGCGACGCGUACAGUCUUGACGUGGCUCCUGCCGCCAAGCUCAUCGACAGCCUCACCACCCUCUUCUCUGCUCUCCCGCCCGACUCGGUCGCCGACGUCCUCGACCCGCUCCGCCCCUCUCUCCGCGCCUGGAUGGGUGACGCCGAGUGCCGCAUCUCGGGCGACCUCGGUGACGCCGUUGACAACCUGUACAUUGCUGUCCUGGGUGCGCUCACCCGCGCCAUCGAGGCCGGCGCCAUCGAAGCCUCCAGCGAAGCCAUGGACGCGUACAUUGACAUGUACGCUCCUCGCCUGUCCCGCGCUCAGAGCCGCGUCGUCCCACUGGCGUUCCGCGACAUGUGGCACCGCGCGUUCCAGCCUCUCGGUGCGGUCGAUUACAGCGACGACGUGGCCGGCUUCCUCCAAGACGUCCUCACCGCCGUCCCUGGCCUUGUUAUCGCCGAGGGCCUCGAGAGCCUCGACACCGAGUCGCAGAGCAUCUACCCAUACGCUGAGACUCUGGAGCCCGUCCUCCGUGCGGCUGAGCCGGAGAUGGUCGUUGAGGCUACUCCUGAGCCUGUCGAGCCAGUCGAGCCCCUUGAGGUCAUGGAGGAGGUGUCGGAGGAGAUCAAGGACGUUGUCGAGGACAGCAUCGAGGAGGUUGCCGAACCUGAGCCCAUCGAGGUUGAAGAACCUGAGGAGCCCAUUGAGGUGCCUCCUCCCGUCGUCUCGGCGCCCAACACCCGUCGCCGCCGCCGCAACGCCCCCGAGGCGGACGACCUUGAGAUCAUUGACGCGCCGCCUUUGGUCGCGCCCACGCCCAGUACCCGCCGUCGCCGUAACGUGGCUGCCGAGGUCCCUGCCGCGCCCGAACCCCUUAUUCCUUCGGUCGACUACGACGCCGACGUCUCGCAGAACACCAAGGCUACUCGUCAGCGCCGCAAGAGCGAGCUCAUCCCCCAGUCGAGCUCGCCGGUGGAGGCUGUCGCUGCCACCGACGAUGUCUUUGGUCCUGCCGCGAUCCCAGCAGCACGCCGCCUCCGUCGCAAGACUCGCCGUUCCAAGUCGGACGCCAAUGUGGCGGCUACCCCAGUCGCUCCGUCAUCGCCCUUGCUGGUGCCCACAUCGACUCCCGUUGUGGCUGCUGGUGACGACACGAUCAUUGCCGAGACGGACAUUGAGUCGCCCGAGGCCGACGCCGACGCCGAGCCAUUCCACACGCCCACGGCAACGCCUACGCCCAGCCAGGCCGAGCGCCCAAGCUUGUUCUCUUCGGCAUCCCGCUGGCUCCGCAAGGUUCCCUCGCUGGGUGUCCUCUUCAACGCCCAGCAGCAGCACGAGCACGAAGCGGAUGUUGCGGUCCCUGCGUCGUCGUCCGAACCUGACGCCGCCUCUCUCGCGACCAAGCAGCGCCGCAAGCGCCGUCGUGAGAGUGCGUUCGACGAGGGCAUUCCGGAGGAAGUCACUGUUUCGCGCAACGCCUCGCCCAGCCCUCCUGCGCGGGACGGUCUGUCCCCGACGCAGUUGGCCACCCCUGUCGUCCCGGCCGCCGCGUCUGGACGCGCCACCCGUUCGGUUUCUCGCCGCAAGCGCACCGCCGCCGCCGAAGAGCCUCCCAGCACUGCUACGGCACGCGGCAAGCGCACCCGCCGUCGUACCCGCUCUGUCCAGUCCGAGGAGGAAGAGGACGAAUUACUCCUCUCGCCCCAGAGCGCCGCCGAGCAGCGUCGCGAGGAGGAGCUGUCCAUCGCGCACGCCGCCCAGGUCCUCGAGGCCGCAGCCGCAGCCGAGGCGUCCGAGAGCGGCAUGUUUUCCGAUGCUCCAGGCGACACCACCGUGACGCGUACGCCCGUGCGUCGCGGCACCGCGGCCCUCCGCCGGUCGUCGCGCUCCACGAGCGCGUCGUCCGAGGCCUCGGCAGUCGUCCCGGCCGCCGACGAGCAUGACGCCGCGCCCGCAGAGCCGGACCACGACCACCUCCUCCCCUCGCCAUACCGCCGCACAGCGACGCAGGCGCGCGUCCUCGCCAUGGUUCAGGAGGCCUCCAACAACGAGGCCGCCAUCGCCAACAUGGACAUUGAGGGCGUCACCGAGCUCAUGGCCAACUUGGACAGACUGCGCAAGCUGGCCGAGGCGAACAUUGUCGCGCGGGCGCAGGAGGCGAGUGAGGCGCGGCGCAGGAAGAGGCAGAGGGUGGAGUAA